Molecule: messenger RNA, 2919 nt
Organism: Scomber japonicus (chub mackerel)
Lineage: Eukaryota; Metazoa; Chordata; Actinopteri; Scombriformes; Scombridae
Gene: apbb2a
Product: amyloid beta precursor protein binding family B member 2
Exons: 15
Coding region: 130-2919 (929 amino acids)
Biological process (GO): regulation of DNA-templated transcription
Cellular component (GO): cytoplasm; nucleus
Molecular function (GO): amyloid-beta binding; transcription factor binding
Source: RefSeq, a predicted model, not a curated record
CGGACUGGCUCUUAAAAAGCGCCUGUGACCUCGGCCCUGCUCACUAUCUUGUCGUCGUGGGAGCGGAGGUGCUGAAGCCCGGAGGCUGACCGAAUCGCUCUUUCUCUGCAGUGAUAUUUCCAGUCAGCCAUGAUGUCAGUACAAACCCCUCCCCUGUCCCGCUCUGGCUCCUCCCCCUCUAAUGUGGGUCUGGCAAACCGCGGCGCCCCCUCCACCAACCCUCCCACCUCCCUCAGCCUACGUUCUUCGUACAACCAACUGCUUGGGCGUGAUGUCAUCAAAGAGUCCAUUGGAAUGGAAACGGGAAGUUCAGCCACCUUGCCAAAGAGCCGCCAGAGAUACACAAUGACAAGCGUGCGGAGCGUCAUGGGGAUAAGUGAUAACCUGUCUUCUAAAAACCAACCUGUGACCAGAGGGAGAGGCCUCCCCACUAAGUCCUCCUCUAGUUCAGCCCUCUACUCCUCCUCUUCUUCCUCCUCACUGUUUAAUGCGACCAACCCCAAGUUGGCCAAGAAUGGGGCCAACAUGCAGAGACGAGCUGAGAGUCAGCAGCUGGAGCUUAGCAGGGCAAAUACAGAGGGCAAAAUUCACAACAAUCUCAUUAAUAACCCCAGUUCUGACUGGUUGGAAUUUGGGAAAGACAACUCGCAGCUGCCCCCGUUUCGUAGACGGACAAAGAGCUUCUUGGAGUACCACGAGAAAGGCUGGGAUCUGGAUAUGAGCUGGGGAAACAAGGAGGAUAAUGGGGAGAAGAAGCAGCAGCCCUCCCCAGAGAAAGAGCAGGCCACCCCUGCCAAGGAGAGGGAGAGCCAGAAGGAGGAGAAGCCCAGCAGCAAACAGACCUGCCAGGAAGAGAAAGAAGAAGUGGAGCCAGUGGUGGAAGAGGAGGAAGAGGAAGAUUACCCCACACCAACUCCGAGACAGCCUCUGCUACCAGUGGUGGUUGAAGCCCCGCUUUCCUCCACCUCCUCCUCCUCAUCCAACAGCCCAGAGUGGGUCCCAGACAAGCAGAAUCAUGUCCAGAACCAGGCUCCAGCCCAGCUCAGAGAGGAGCUCAGUGUCCAGGUUCAGGCUAGUCCACGAAGUCCUGCAAAGCCGCCUCGGAGCGCCCAGCCCAGGGUGAUCAAGGUGGAGUUACACCCCAACAACGAGAACCAGUUCCUACAACAGUACCCACCUUCUUCUCCUAAACAGGCCAGGUCUAGUGAGAGGAAAACCCCUACAAGGAACCGCGCACCCCCUGCCCUGCCAGAUCCUGAACCAGAAACUGUGCUCCCAAAGGUGGGCUUAAGAAUGGAUCUGACUCCAGAUACCCCAUCAGAGGAUGAAGAUUCCAGCUGGACCACCCUGUCCCAGGAGUCACCUUCCCCUCAAACUCCACAGGAGACAGCAGAUGUAUGGGGUGAAGGGGACCUGCCCCCAGGCUGGCGUGAGAUCUCAGAUUCAUCAGAGGUCUAUUUCUGGCACGUCCCCACUGGCACGACGCAGUACCACCGACCUGUUGCCUCCGGCAACCAACACACCUCUCCCGACAAGGGGCCAGACACUGAGCAUGACCCACAACAGGAAACACAGGACUCCCUCAAGCCACCCAACGAGCGCCCCAGCAGUCUGGUAUCUGACAGCUCGGUAGAGCCGGUGCCCUCUCCCUCUGGCUCCUCCCAAUCCUCCUCCUCCUCCACCCCCUCGAAUGAUGUCACCUCUUCUGGACCGAAUCUGAACGCCACUGCCAGCACAGUCAAUGAGCUGAAAGACUAUCCAGUCUAUCCAGACCCCAGUCUGAAGGCAUUUGAAGGGGCCACUCUCCGCUAUGCUUCACUCAAACUCAACCCUCCAGCUCAACUGGAGACAGUGGACCUCAACAACACCUUCUCUGAUCCAGAGGCAAUGUCGUUUCCCGUGCGGUCUCUGGGUUGGGUGGAGAUGGCAGAGCAGGACCUGUGCGAGGGGAGGAGCAGCGUGGCCGUCCACCACUGUAUCAGACAGUUGUCCUACUGCAGGAGGGACAUACGAGACUCAGCUGGUGUCUGGGGAGAGGGUAAAGGGAUGCUGCUGGUUCUUCAGGACCGCAUGUUGACCCUAGUUGACCCAGAUGAUCGAAGUCUGCUCCACUCUCAGCCAAUUAGCAGCAUCCGUGUCUGGGGCGUUGGCCGAGACCAUGACAGAGAAAGGGACUUUGCCUACGUGGCGAGAGACAAAAACACGCGGGUGCUGAAGUGCCACGUCUUCCGAUGUGAUACCCCUGCCGCAGCCAUCGCCACAAGUCUCCACGAAAUCUGCUCUAAGAUUAUGGCUGAAAGGAAAAGUGCCAAGGCUGCAGCUGGCAGCUCCUCCCAGACAGGCUCCGAUGUACCCCUACAAGAAUUUCCCAUGCCAAAGACUGAGAUAGUGCAAAAGUUUCAUGUGCAUUAUCUGGGUAUGACAUCAGUGUCUCGCCCCAUAGGUAUGGACAUCAUAAAUGGAGCCAUAGACAGCCUUGUGACCUCCACAGGCAAAGAGGACUGGACUCCUGUCAUACUGAGUAUUGCUGACACCACUCUAGCUGUCAUUAAAGAAAAGGAGGAGGACGAGGAGGCGCUGGUGGAGUGUCGUGUCCGUUUCUUGUCCUUCAUGGGUGUGGGGCGGGACAUACACACAUUUGCCUUCAUCAUGGACACAGGGAACCAGCAUUUCCAGUGCCAUGUGUUUUGGUGUGACCCCAACGCAGGCAGUGUGUCUGAAGCUGUGCAGGCAGCAUGUGUGCUGCGGUAUCAGAAGUGUCUGGUGGCACGGCCACCCUCCCAACGCGCUGGUUCCUCAUCCUCGCCCGCUGCAGAUUCUGUGACCCGCCGAGUGACCACCAGCGUGAAGCGCGGCGUCCAGUCUCUCAUAGACACUCUGAAACCCAAGAAACAGCCGUCAGAACUUCCCCAGCAAUGA